Molecule: messenger RNA, 1221 nt
Organism: Chroicocephalus ridibundus (black-headed gull)
Lineage: Eukaryota; Metazoa; Chordata; Aves; Charadriiformes; Laridae
Gene: DNTTIP1
Product: deoxynucleotidyltransferase terminal interacting protein 1
Exons: 13
Coding region: 77-1051 (324 amino acids)
Cellular component (GO): nucleus
Molecular function (GO): nucleosome binding; DNA binding
Source: RefSeq, a predicted model, not a curated record
CCGAUGACGCCAGCUGCGCCCGGCGCUUCCGGUUGCACCAAGCGGGAGCGGGAUCGGGGCCGCCGCCGCUGCCGCCAUGGGCGCCGCCCGGGAUGCGGAGCAGCAGCCGGGGCCGCCGGGCGAGGAGGGUCUGGGCGGCGCCGAGGAGCAGCUGGUCAGCACGAGCCCCUGGAACAUCAUGAUCAAGCACCGGCAGGUGCAGCGGCGUGGCCGGCGCUCACAGAUGACCACCAGCUUCACGGACCCGGUCGUGUCCAUGGACCUGCUGCGAGCUGUCCUGCAGCCCAGCAUCAACGAGGAAAUCCGGGCCGUCUUCAACAAGUACAUGAAGUUUUUCCAGAAGGCAGCAAUCAACGUACGUGAUAAUGUCGGGGAGGAGGUGGACCCAGAACAGCUCAUCCAGGAGACGUGUCGGAGCUGCCUGGAGCAGGCCAAACUGUUGUUCUCUGAUGGCAAAAAGGUUGUUCCCAGGUUGCCCCAUGAGCAGGUAGUACCAAAGCGUGCCAGACAGAUGGAUGAGGAGCUGAAUCGUCGAGGGAGCCCCAUUCCCAAAAAGAGGAAGGGGCGGCCUCCAGUACAGAGCCUGUCAAACGAUCGCGGGGUCUCAGGCAUGGCUGCGUGGAAGCUCAAGGUCUCUGAGCCAGUGAGAAGGGAUGGACCAAAGUGGGAUCCAUCCCGACUGACUGAAACCACAACCUUUGUGCUGGGAUCUCGAGCAAACAAAGCUCUCGGGAUGGGAGGAACAAGAGGGCGCCUCUACAUCAAGCAUCCCCACCUCUUUAAGUACGCAGCCGACCCGCAAGAUAAGCACUGGCUGGCAGAGCAGCAGCACAUGAGGGCCACUGGGGGCAAGAUGGCCUACCUCCUCAUCGAAGAGGACAUUCGGGAUUUGGCGGCCAGUGACGAUUACAGGGAUUCCGUCGACCUGCGGCUGGACGAGCUGAAGCCCUUUGUCCCGCCGGCAUGGAUGACGGAGAAGAUGCAGAAGCACAUGGAGACGCUUCGCCGCGGGGGGGACGCGCCGCCCCCCGAGUGCCCCCCUGAACCCUGAGAGCCCCCUCCGGGCCCCUAAUAAAGCCGCUUCGCACUUGCUUCCGCCGCCUCCUGGGGCCGGGGUGGGAGGGUUGGUGGUGUCUGGCCCUUUAAGAGACUCGCGGCUCCGCCCCGCGGGGCAGCGGCCAAUCGCGACGCUUCCGCGGCGGCGGCCGCCGGCCGUUACCG